AUGCCUCCAAAGCGCAAACAGCGCUCUGAUGAUGCCGACGAGCGGCAAGAUGAAGGAGAGCACGACAGCAAGAGUUUCGCGAUGUUGAAACCCAGGACCCGUCAUAUCUCGGAACGCACGAUUAAAACAAAAUGGACUACUUUACCUGAUUCUGUCCAGGAGAAAAUUAAAGAACUUUUCCGAUCGAUUGAGCGGCCGGUCGUUGUGAGACAUCGUGACGAAAGGAAGCGAAUUGAAGCCCAAUCCGCAGUACUCGCCGUCAGAAAAAAUUUAGGAAGACGGUUACCUCGAAUGCCAUUCCCACCGGGAACUCAGGAUGCCGAUUUCGACUACGAAGCUGCAUUGGAUGACAAUCGCGCUUUGGAGCUUCAAUUGGCCACGGCCGCUAAUUCCGCGGAUUUAUUAAGAGCAGAGAUCAAACGAGAAGAAGCUCAGCUUGCAAGAGAGAGAGCACAGCUUGAGGAGCUGGAAAAGAAUGCGAGAACAGCACAAGUGGAAAGAAAGCGACAGACAAGAAAUGCUCAUCCAGUCAUUCGGCGUCUGGAACGCUCGGGAGAGCGAAGCGAUGGGAGUACAGACUUUACAUUCACUGGACCGAAAGAUAACACCAGUAUGCUGUGCGAGAUCGAUCCCGAUUCGGAACUAUACCCUUUGAUUAAACAGCUUCGUAGCCACCUCGAAUCGAUGCAAAAUAAUGCUACACAGGUUGCUGGCCUCAGAGAAGCCAUCAUUCGUUCCCAAUCGUGCUUAAAUCUUCUGCCCCUAGGGUGA
This is a messenger RNA of Blastomyces dermatitidis ER-3, 771 nucleotides long. RefSeq lists its product as uncharacterized. The record is from RefSeq and is a predicted model, not a curated record. The transcript is spliced from 5 exons. Bases 1 to 771 code for a protein of 256 amino acids. NCBI's taxonomy places the organism in Eukaryota, Fungi, Ascomycota, Eurotiomycetes, Onygenales, Ajellomycetaceae.